Didymodactylos carnosus is the source of this 306-nucleotide messenger RNA. The record is from the annotation of a GenBank genome assembly. Lineage: Eukaryota; Metazoa; Rotifera; Eurotatoria; Philodinida; Philodinidae.
AUGAAUAUACCAUUAGUCGCAUCCGUCAAGUUACCAUCCUAUACCGAAUACACCACAAAGUGGAAUAACAUAAUAGCAAAAGCUAAACUUGAAUUAACAGAGGUCAUGCUGAGAGCUAGAGAGGAUGAACUGCAACAAAUUAAAAAAAAGGUGAACGAAAAAAUGACAGCCGUCCUAGAAAAUAAUCAAAACAACGAGGAGUUAAUAAAACAAAUAUUUGAAGGGAUGGCAAGUGACAGUAAAGAAAGAAUGACAAAACGGCAACGUUUUUUAGAAGAGAAAGCCGAAAGCAUGAACGAUCGUUAA